This is a messenger RNA of Syngnathus typhle (broad-nosed pipefish), 2147 nucleotides long. RefSeq names its product heterogeneous nuclear ribonucleoprotein U-like protein 2. The record is from RefSeq and is a predicted model, not a curated record. Gene Ontology annotation, molecular function: protein binding. Gene Ontology annotation, cellular component: membrane. Bases 112 to 2004 code for a protein of 630 amino acids. NCBI's taxonomy places the organism in Eukaryota, Metazoa, Chordata, Actinopteri, Syngnathiformes, Syngnathidae. The transcript is spliced from 12 exons.
UGUCAGCCAAUCAGGUGCCGAGGUUUCAUAUUGAACCUUUGUUUUGGUCCGCGAAGUUUGCAAUUUCUCCACAACGAUAGCAUUCCACCUCAACUUUUGUACCCGGUAACGAUGAAGCUAUCCGAUAUUAAGAAACUUAAAGUGGCCGAACUUCGGUCGAGGCUCAAACAAGCGGGUUUGGACAGCCGAGGCCUUAAGGACGACCUUGUGGAGCGGUUGUGGUCUUUACUGGAUGACGAUGGCCACAAAAAGAACCCACACGAGCGCGACGUUCAACCACAAGUUCAACCCUCUCCUCCACCGGUAUCAGCCAGGACCGCAGAAAUUGUUGCGGCCUCCUCAUCCUCUCUACUUUUAUCCUCUUCCCACACGGAACCAGCCAGUGUCACCCCGCCGUGCGGAGCAGCAAACCAAACUCGAGAGUUCUCUGACUCGGCCACGCAAACGGAAGCUGAAAGCAUCCCAGGGUGUCCGUCACCUGUUGAUGAUGGCUGUCAAGCCGAGAAGAGCAAGCUGAAGCCGGCGGCGGCAGAGGAGGAGCGAGGGCGAGCGUUUUACGAGUUUAAAGAGGAGAUACGGUACAAAAGAGCCAAACUACCACCAGCUCCACCGGAGGAAGAUGAGUCAAAAAAGGAAGAUGAAGAUGCACUCAAAUUGCAUUCAUACGACAGUCACCUGCACUUCCAAGUGGGCCCUGACGGCGCUUGCGGCCAGCCGCGAUUCUGGGAUAGAUUCCCUCUGUUGUGGUCCGGGUGCAGACUCACCCACGGUGUGUCGCAAGGCAGGGUGGGCUUCGAGGUGAGGUUGGAGAGGAGGUUAUUGAGCCCUCUGCCGGAUGACCCGGAAAGCGACCAGUCCUACGGGAUGCGGAUAGGAUGGUCCUUGAUCCAAACAUCCCUACUGCUCGGAGAAGAAGUGUUUUCUUUCGCAUAUGAUGGACGUGCUAAGAAAGUCACGUGUGGGAGAGAAGAAGAGUUUGGGGAGCCAUUUUGUGAAGGAGACAUCAUUGGUUGUUAUGCCUCUUUUUCCACAGAUGGCGGCGUUCAGCUCUCCUUCCACAAAAAUGGCCGUUUUCUAGGAGUGGCCUUUUCCCUGGAUGCGUCCGAGCUUGGAGGACGUGCUCUGUUCCCUCACGUGCUCUGUAAGAGCUGUGCGGUUCGUUUGCUCUUGGAUCCCACGGCUCCCCCCUGGUACCCCGUUCCUCCGGGCUUCACCCCACUGGCGGCGAUCCCGGCCCGUCUGAGACAUCCCAACGCGACUGCGCCGAGCUCCAGAGCGCAGAGUGAAAUGUUGUUGAUGGUGGGUCUCCCUGGUUCCGGUAAGAGCCACUGGGCCAGAGCUCACAUACGGCAGAAUCCGGGGAAAAACUACAAGCUGUUGGGCACCGAGGAGCUGCUCUCGUGCAUGAUGAGCGGGGGUGCCCGGGAACGUCAGCUGCAGCAGGCCGCCUUGUGUCUGACCGAGUUAAUCAAAAUAGCCGCUCACACGCCAGGCAACUACAUCCUUGACCAGUGCAACACUCUCUUCUCUGCACAGCGUUACAAGCUGCAACUGUUCUCCGACUUCGGGCGGCGCGCAGCAGUUGUGCUUUUUCCUUCGGCGGACGAGUGGAAAAGAAGACUGUCAAAGCGCCGAAAGGACGGCGACCACAUUCCCGAGACUGCCCUGCUCAAACUGCAAGUCAGCUGCAGUCUUCCCGAGCAGCUCGCAGACAUCUUGGACGAAUUGCGCUACGUGGAGCUGGAGCAGGAAACGGCGCAGGCGCUGCUGCAGGAGUACAAAGACGAGGCCCGACGGCUGCUGCCGCCUGUUCCCAAAUCAGAGAAACCCAAGAAGUAUCUGCUGAAGAAAAGACCGCACCCGCACGGGCCUCCUCUUCCCCCUCACUCGAUCAGGACAAGCGGAUUGAACAGCCGGAAUAACAUGCAGUGUUGGAGCCAGCAUUGGAAUGUGCCUUAUGACCAAACCGUGUACUACUGCAGUGGCUAUGAUGGCUACUCAUGAAGAACCGGAAAUGGAAAGGAAAGCUAAUAUUAUGCAAUCCCUGCUUUCAACAAUCAAACUGGAUUAAUAUUAACAACAAAACUGCCAUUUCCCUGAAGUGCCGAUUGGGUUUUUAAUUGUACAAUGUGGAAUCGUAGAUUGAA